GCAUUUCUAUACUCUGUACCGUAUCAUAACUGAAAUAGUGAAUCAGAAUUCUACUUCUAAAUACCCACUGUAAUUGCUGUGAUAUGUGUGAGUCUAAAUUUCUUAUGAAAAUGAAACUUAUUUUCAGUGGAAAUUGGAGUUUUUUAUUCAAAAUCAGUGCUCCCAGAAACAAGUCUUUGCAGCUCACUUCUUAAAAUUCUUAUAACUAGGGAAAAAUUGCUUCUUUUUACAACAUGCGAGCACUUUUUAGUAGGUUUUGGUAGUGAGUUGGUGGUAUGAGAUUUCCUGACAGAAUUCUGAAAUAAUAGAUUCUAAUGUCAGCAAAAACUGAUUUGAAAGAAAGUAUUGAUUCCAUGUUGCAUUUUAUAUCUGAAGCAGCCAAUGGCAAAUGUUGUCAAAAUGGAAUCAGAUGUUUGUAACUUAAUACUGAAGAAAAAUGAUGAGUGCAUGUUUUUGACUCUUAAGUAUUCUCUAUGCUGCCUGGCUUAAGACAUAAACUGAUGUAAAAAUAAAUGACUUCCUGCAUAAUUUAUGUAAUGUCUUUCUCCCUGAUCCUGUUUGUAUUGAUUUUUCUAAAAGGCUUUUGUGGCCACAGGAACCAAUCUGUCUCUCCAGUUUUUUCCGGCCAGUUGGCAGGGGGAGCAGCGACAGACACCGACCCGGGAAUAUGUCGACUUUGAAAGAGAGGCAGGCAAGGUGUACUUAAAGGCACCCAUGAUUCUGAAUGGUGUCUGUGUUAUUUGGAAAGGCUGGAUAGAUCUGCAGAGACUGGAUGGUAUGGGCUGCCUGGAAUUUGAUGAAGAGAGAGCACAGCAGGAGGAUGCAUUGGCACAGCAAGCCUUUGAAGAAGCACGGAGAAGAACUCGUGAAUUUGAGGACAGAGAUAGGUCUCAUCGGGAGGAAAUGGAGGCAAGAAGACAGCAAGACCCUAGUCCUGGAUCUAACCUAGGAAGCGGUGAUGACCUCAAACUGCGCUAAUCAGCAGCAGCAGCAGACAUGCCAUGAGUCUGCACAUAUGCAUUGCUUAUACUUUGCAAAAGAUGAAAUAGAAGACCAGAAACUGUGAUAACUGGGUUACUAUGGUCUAUUUCCUGACCUGCGGCAGUCACAACCAGCAUGAACUGCCAUGGUUUGCACUAUGUUACAAUAUCUGCAUUUCUUAUUGUAAGCAUGUAGCCAGUGGCAAUUUGAGAUUGUUUUUUCUAUGCAAGCUUAUUUUUGUUGGCGCUAUUUUUAGUGAAAUGGAAACUUAAGCAGCUAUAAACCAUUUUUUUCAACUGUAAUAAAAAACUGUCACUUAAAAAUAGGUUAAGACUUUGCAAAUUACAAUUUUUUUUGUCUUUGGUAAAUUGCUGGAAGCCAAGGCUUUCCAAGAUUAAUUUUUUUAUGUGGGCUUUUGGAAGUUUUGGUUGUUGUCAUUGUGCUCCUGCUCUAUUUUAGAUAUGCAUUUUUGUCUUUUACAAUUUUCUUUAUUUUCUAAAUUUGCAAGACUUUUUUAGAUUAACCUUUUUGCAUUAUUUACAAGCUGACCCCAGAGUUGUAACAGAGUUGUCAAUCAAUUUUCUAGCAUGAAUGUUCACUAUUAAAGUUGCAAUAUCCUUUUAA
Messenger RNA from Pelodiscus sinensis (Chinese soft-shelled turtle), 1605 nucleotides. NCBI's taxonomy places the organism in Eukaryota, Metazoa, Chordata, Testudines, Trionychidae. The record is from RefSeq and is a predicted model, not a curated record.